UUGUAAUAGAUAGGCAUGCGCCGUUGAUAAGUUAUUGAAAUUUGUUCAUUCGCAUUUCCAUGGAGCGCCCGUUUCGUAAUGGCGGAAUUUAGUCCUGGAUUGAAUAGCAUGUAAUAAAGAUUAUUAUAGAAAGAUAUUGAUAGAGUAUCAGGAUGGCACAUCAACUUCAGUUAGAGAAGGAAAAAUACAGACAGUGGGUAAAGGCUGGUUUAGGACUUGGAUAUUUAAAGGAGGGACUGGUACCAUUCUGUAAUGACAUAGCUGACCAACAACAUAAGGAUAUCUUACAAAACAUUCGGUCUACAAAGUCACUACCAUCAACUGUGACAUGUGGCAACUGUCGAGUUGAAACUCUCAAGCCAGACCAUAAGCCAGUUCCUGCUGGAAACAAAGUUUGUCCUCUUGGGCAAGUAAAAUGCAGCUGUUGCUUUAAGGGCAAAAGUGCUUGUCCGAACAACAUAUGUGGCGCCAUCUAUGACUAUAUUGUGCAGCAUCAUGCCUCCUCACCACCUUCACCUAACUGGAAAAACACCGAUGCUCAACAUUGGGUGACAGACCCUUGGAGCAUUUGUAAGUGUUUUAUAAAUGCUCGAGGGUACGAGCAGAAACAAUCUGCUGGUGAAACUGAUUGCACUGGGUUAUUACAUCUAAUGAUAAAUAACCAGUAUUUUCAUAGCCACAUUGGAUGCAAUGUCACAGGAACAAACAACCUUUUUUCAAAGGUUCGUCACUAUAGAAAUACUAUCUUUCACUCAAGCAGCAUGGAAUUAGAAGAAAGUGAAGCAGAUACUUACUUAGAUGAUAUAAUAGCAGUUUUACAAGAUGGUAAGGAGUUAUUACAACGAUCAGAUGCCCAGAUAGCGGUGAAGAAACUUCAAGAUCUGAAGAACAAAGAUUUUAUUAUUACGACUGAAAGUUUUGAAGAGAUUCUUAGGCAAAUCAAAGAAGAAAUGGCAAAAGUUUUGAAAUCAACGGAAAGUGCUGCAACUAAAGAAGAAUAUGAUGAUCUGAAGAAGAAGCUAAUAGAUCUUGAAGCUAAAAUGUCUGAUGAAAAGAAGGGAAAACUGGAAAAUGAAAAAGAACUUGCAGAACUAAAGAAAACUAGUUCUGCCCUGAAGAAGAAGCUAUUAGAACUUGAAGCCAAGAUGUCCAGAGAAAAUGACGAAAAACUUGAGAAUGCAGAAUUGAAAAAGAAACUUGGCAUCUUGGAGACUCUUGUUUCAGAACAGAAAAAGGAGAUAGCAAAAAUAAAGUCGGAAACUUCUUCAGGUCAAAGUCAAAAUUAUGAGCAAACCAAGUUAGGUGAGUAAAUAUUUGUGUUGAACUUGAUAGUGUACACACCUUGACAUGUUUAUUUCUACAGAACUAAUUGAUGGAUGAUUACCAAACUUUGUCAGUAGCAUUGUUGGGUAGUCUUUUAUCAAGUUUGCUCAUAUUAAUUUGAUUGGCCCCUUUUAGGGGCCUGUAUAGCUAAAAAUAGAAAAAAACCUUUAGAUAUCUUCUUCUACAGAACUAACUGAUGGAUGAUCACCAAACUUUGUCUGUAGCAUUCUUGGUACUUUUUAUCAAGUUUGCUCAUAUGAAUUUGAUUGGCCCUGUUUAGGGGCCGCUAAAAUUAAAAAUAGAAAUAUGUUUAAAUGUCUAUGGCUUCAGAACUAAUUGAUGGAUGAUCACCAAACUUUGUUUGUAGCAUUGUUGGGUAGUCAUUUAUCAAGUUUGCUCAUAUUAUUUUGAUUGGCCCCUUAUAGGGGCUGCUAAAAUUAAAAAUAGAAAUAUGUUUAAACGUCUAUUGCUACAGAACUAAUUGAUGGAUUAUCACCAAACUUU
Molecule: messenger RNA, 1827 nt
Organism: Ruditapes philippinarum (Manila clam)
Lineage: Eukaryota; Metazoa; Mollusca; Bivalvia; Venerida; Veneridae
Exons: 5
Coding region: 153-1310 (385 amino acids)
Source: RefSeq, a predicted model, not a curated record